CUUUGUAUGAGCACUAAACAAAAAACUGUAGCCAGCGGCGUUUAAACUGAACACAGACUUAGUUACAGUUGUGUCUUUUUUCCUUAUUUACCCCAAAGCAGGACAGAGGAAAUAAUUUAUGCCAACAUAUGCAGAAAACCUUGAGACACGUCAGGAGUAACAUAUCCUUGGGCUAUGACUAAGACACACACAAUGUUGCCCUACCGGUAUGAAGAAAAAAGUUUUUUUAUGUAAACUGUAGGCUUCUCUGAAAGGAGUGCAUGGAACAUGUGGCUCCUGGUUGAAGAUUUCCACACAAAAACACAGGAUAUGAAGUACAUCAAGCAGUUUAUAAACAGCAAACCAUGGAGCUGGUCUUCUAAUGUUUUAAGGUUUCUUAUAUUUGAAUCAUUUCGCUCGGGUUACUCUACAAUGAUGCAGGUUAAAGAAAGAAAACAAUAUGGAUGUUGAACCUGAAAUCAUGAUCACAGCAGUAUGUGUUGCACUCAAUGGACAAGUCUCAAUGCUGCAAAGGCUUGUUUUAUUUAAACUAGUGGAGUUAUCCCAGAGUCCGCCGUGUUGAACCACUUCUGUUUGGUGGAAUCUAAAUAUUUUACUCAUUUCCGAGAAGUUUGUGAUCCUUCACUGCUGCAAGAACCAUGCGAUGUGCUGGGACUUCAAAGAAAAAUAAAUGGGAAACACACAUAUUUUUAACAUAUGUUCUAUGUAAAUAUGUUAAUGUAUUAAUUCAACUUGAUAGAAGCUUAAGUGGUUGACGUAAGCAAACGGGAAAUAUAUGUGGCAACAUACUAAUGCUAUAUUUACUUAAGUCAAUGGACGUAAUUAUAUUUUACAUUACAUUUUACAAAACAUGAAGUAUAUCGCACAAUUAAAAAAAUGCCAGCUCCAUGUUACGAUGAAAAACAUGAUUCAAUGGACUCAGCACUGUGUAACACAGAUUAGAUGCAGUUUGCAAGGAGAAAGACACAUUUGUUACACACACACACACACGCACACACACACACACACACACACACACACACACACGCACCCACACUUAGUAUCAAGCUAACAUAAAAAUCUGAAACCGCUGAGUUCCUUCAGAAACAGCAGCGAUGGUUACUGUUAACACACACACACACACACACACACACACACACACACACACACACACACACACACACACACACACACAUACAGCAGCUGUGCAUAAAGAUAAAUAAUGACUGUUUGGGUUGAUAAAAAUAACACAGGGCUGUAAGUAAUAAUGUGUGCAAUUUCUUAGAGCUUAAAAAGCUAAAUUAAAAAGCUAAAUCCUCAUCUUCAUAUAAGUUUGACAUUUCUGCGUGCACCCCCCCACCCCCUCAAACCGGUUUGUCUGCCUGUCGCAGGGCACAUAGGUCACGUUCAGAAACAACUUUGAAGCUAUACAUAGCAAACGUUUUUAUCUGCUAUAAUUUGCAUCGCUUCCCGUUAGCACAUGUACGCGUUGCAUAGAAAAGGAGACUAAGCUAGCUCAAAACAAAAGGUUUAAGGGUGUGUGUGUAGCAGACUACUUCUUGGUUGGGCCAGGUAACCAGUGGAAACACCAGGAAGUAGUCUCACCCAGAAACAGUGGAUCCGACACAUUAACCGCAAAAUGAAACCAUUGCUUUAAGGGUGCUGGAAGACUGCUGGACUGUCCCAGGCUAGCUGUUCUUACCCAUUUCCCUUCCUUGUGCUACGCUAACAACGUCUUGUUAUGGCAACCAAAGCAUGGACCUUUAUUAGAAACGUAUACAAUAAAGUAAAUGAAGGGGUUUUUUUUUUUGCAGCCAUGGCAAAGAAAACCUUAACAGACAAGAGAUAAAACUUUCCAAAUGUCACUUCCCUCUCUCCGGAUCUGAUGUUUAGUUCAACACAUUCAGACAAGCCCAUCAAGUCAAACCAGUACCAUUCCACAUUUUAUGUUAUUGUUGGAAGUAGUUCACGUCUGGUGAGUUUUCAUGUCAUAUACAAAUGUGGAAACAUAAGCCUUUAUUGAUAGAUUUGUGUGUGUGUGUGUCUGUCCUAAAGCCCCGUGCAGCAGCCAUGAACUGGAUGGGAUGGGAGAGUUUGUUGAGCGGAGUCAACAAAUACUCCACUGCGUUCGGGAGGAUUUGGCUGUCCAUGGUGUUUGUGUUCCGUGUCAUGGUGUUUGUGGUGGCCGCGCAGAAGGUCUGGGGCGACGAAAGCAAAGACUUUGUGUGUAACACGCGGCAGCCUGGCUGUACCAACAUCUGCUAUGACCACAUCUUCCCCAUCUCCCACAUCCGCCUGUGGGCGCUGCAGCUGAUCUUUGUCACGUGCCCGUCCCUGAUGGUGAUGGCUCAUGUCAAAUUCCGCGAAGGAAAGGACAAGAACUACGAGGAGCUGCACCACGGCGCCCACCUGUACGCCAACCCCGGCAAGAAGAGAGGGGGGCUUUGGUGGACCUACCUGCUGAGCUUGGUCCUGAAGGCUGGAUUCGACAUGUCCUUUCUGUACAUCCUGUAUCGUAUAUACCACGGAUAUGACUUGCCCAGGCUCUCCAAGUGUUCGCUGGAACCGUGCCCCAACACCGUGGACUGCUUCAUCAGUCGGCCCACGGAGAAGAAGAUCUUCAUGCUGUUCAUGGUUGUCUCCAGCGCGCUGUGCAUCCUGAUGUGCUUCUGCGAGAUGAUUUACCUCAUCGGGAAGCGCGUCGCCAAAAACAUGAGGGCCCGCAACGACAACAGGAGGUGCCAAUUUGCAGAGGAGCACGAGCUCACCAACAUGGCCCCACCCAGGUCCCAGUGCCGCCGGGUCGAUCCCACGCUGACGGACAGCCAGCUGGAUUUAAUCAAGGCGGAGAAGGUCAGAGACAAAAGUGUAAUCACGAGCUUGUAGGACUCCAGAGGUGGUGGGAGGGGUGAGUUUGGGGGUUGUGGGGGGGGUUGUUUCCAACUUACUCUCUGCUGGAAGGAGAAGACCUGCAGGUGUGGCCACGUUUGGAUAUCACAGUUCCACCUCUGCGCCUGUCCUCCAGCGGGACAAAACGUCCAGGAGCGGGCUUUUGAAAUCGCCAACCUGACCGAGGCCUGCUGUAAAGGGGAAUCGUCGAUUUGAUUUGAGGAACCAACGCCGGCGGGUCAGGUGUGUCAGGUUACAUGUAGCCUGCCUCAGCCAUCUCCACGGCAACGCUAAAGUGCUAAAUGAUUUGUGGACUGGAUCAAAGAAUUAUUGUUCUUUCAUAAGGUGGGGGGGGAGGGGGUGCUUUGAGCGGCGCUAAGAACAGGAAUGAGGAGUUCUGGGACACGCCUUCAACAGUUCACACAAGGGUGCUCGGAGCAGACCUCCCCCCCCCGCAGAGAAGAUGCUCCAUAUCCAUCAUGUGAACUUUUCAUCCCCAGGUCUACUGAAAUGACCAGUUUCAAUGUUUUUUUUUAAGGCUUAUUUUUAUUGAUCCACUUAGAUCUAUAUUUAAUUGCUUUUAAAAUAAAAAUGCUGAUCAAGCCAAUGUCGCUCAGAAAGGUAUUUUCUUUUCACACACAGGGUUUGUAAAUUAAGUACACUGCUUCUCCUGAUAUAGUAAUAAUAUAAAUAUGUGCUAAAAAAGAGCUAAAUUUGGAUCAGAACAUUUUCAAAUUGUGCUCAUGAAUGUUUUCAUUAAUACCAGGCUGUAAUGGGAAGUAAUUCAAUGUGACAUGAAGUUUCUUAAAUCCAAUCAAUAGUCACCCAUUUUACUUCCUGUUAUAGAUGAUGCUGCAUGAUCGUAAUGUUUUGCUGUUAUGUUUUUUAUUUUUCCUCAUAGAUGCAUAUAGAGUACGCCAUUUUUCCUGGACUCAACCUGCUUAGAAUCACUCAGCAGUUAUUUUCCAAGCUGCCUGCAGAGUGUUUUGAGAACUGCUUUAAUUUGACAGUAAUGUGAAAGUAAAUUCAUUAGCAUAUUCACACAAACUUAAGCAGAUCUUAACAGGCUUACAUUCAUGAUUAUAUUUUUUCCAUUUAUUUUAACUUAUAGUUUACUUUUUGAAAACAGUGUUCUAAUCAUUAACUUUUUUUUCAAAAUAAUUUUUAGCUAUUUAAAAAAAAUAAGUAUAGUGUUAUUUUUCAACCUAAUAUAUUUGGACUUUUCUUUCAAGCUUAUAUUUCUGGGAUUUGUUUCAAAUGGUUUAAAAAAAAAAAAAAAAAAAAAAAGGGAGUCCGAAGACGUGGACAUUGCAACCUUU
Messenger RNA from Pungitius pungitius (ninespine stickleback), 4187 nucleotides. It is a transcript of the gene gjb9a, whose product is annotated as gap junction protein beta 9a. Bases 1978 to 2865 code for a protein of 295 amino acids. Gene Ontology annotation, biological process: cell-cell signaling. NCBI's taxonomy places the organism in Eukaryota, Metazoa, Chordata, Actinopteri, Perciformes, Gasterosteidae. The transcript is spliced from 3 exons. Gene Ontology annotation, molecular function: gap junction channel activity. Gene Ontology annotation, cellular component: connexin complex. The record is from RefSeq and is a predicted model, not a curated record.